UAUACAUCCGAAAAUUUCGAUUAGCAAUGAGCAAGUCACGUGACAUUUAUUUAUUUACGUUUUGAUAUGAAAACAGAAGUUUCUCAUUGACCUAGUUAUUUGACAUGAAUCAUGUCAGAUUCAGGAGAAAGUGGAACAAUGUCCGACACAGGUGAUAGCAGACCUAUGUCAGAUACAGGAGAGAGCAGUGUUUUCUCGGAUUGGUCAAUGGUAGACAAACACGGGGAAUUGCCAGAUGAUGAUACAACCAGUACAACAAGUUCUGUUGAGGUUGUUGAAGACGACAAUGAUGAUACAAACAUUGAUCCUGUUACUCCGGUAGCUGGUAGUCCAAGUGGUGUUGCUCCGCGCUUCAUUCUUCGUCUGCCGAGUCACAAACAAGACGCUUCUGAUACAGAUGAAGACCAGACUGAAAGUGUAACCCACCCAGGUGUCUCUCAGGAGCUAAACACAGUGUCUCCAGCAGGUGUUAAGGCAGGGCAGACAUAUAGACAGAGUUCGUCGGAGGCUCGUGUAUCCCAAGAGCAGCUGGAGGAAUUGAGGAAGACAUUGGACACACUUAAGAAAAAUUUACAGCCGAGUCGAGGUGAUGACAGUUCCAUAUCUUCCAUCGAACUGUUUGGAAGUGGCAAGCCAGAUAAAGAUUUCUUGAAAAAAGAAAGUGGUCUGCUUCCACAGAGGCAAGUGGAAAACAUUGGUAUCCAUGGCAACAUGUUAGAUGGCAAUUUAUCUCUGGAGUCAUCUGUUAGCUCAAGCUACAGUUUUCUGUCCAGAGACGCAGGUACAGAAUGUUCUUUACUUGGCGAUAAAUCAGGUUCUAGACAGAAUAGCUUAGGAGACCAGCCCGACCAAGAUGGAGUAACAGAGAUCAGUAACCCUGAGGAUAUGCAAGCCACCAAUGAAGAGGGAAAUACACAAGAGAAACAGACUGAGCAGGGAACCAGCAGCCCAGAAUGUCAAGCCGGUAGAGAAAGCACUCUAGAGAUGUUUGUGCACUACCCGUUGAAGUAUAUAUUUCUAGUAGGCUUGACUGUCUACAUUGGAGUUGUCAUUGUGACAGUGCUUUGUAUACACAGACAAGGGCCAGACUUUGCCAGAGAGGGUGGAGCUUUAAGUCGAUGUCAAAUAGACAAUCAGAUGUUGCAGCUGAAAUUGGAUAGAUGUGAUAACCACCUUUUAGAAGGUAAUGCAAUAGCAGACAAGAAAGAUGAAAAAAUCAAAAUGUUACUUGGAGAAAAUGACAAGGUUUCUGCUAAGUUAAUAGACAGGGAAAGGGAAAUAAUAAAACUAGAGGAGAAGUUGAAUAUCCUAGUGGAAGAAAAUGAAAAAAUUAAGACAACUGAUCAAGAGCUGCAGAGAAAACAGGCUGAGGUCCUUGAUGAAAAUGAAAGGCUUCUGAACCUUUUUGACCAGACUCAGACUCAGUGUGCAGAUUGGAAGAGCCACCUUGAGAAAUGCCAAGCAGACAAUUUAGAUGUGGAAGACGUAAGACGUCUGGCUGAAAAAGAUCUGACUGCAGUUCAAAGAAAGUGCCAGUCUGAUCUUGAUAAUCUUAAAAGUCAAUAUCAGUUUGAAAUUGAUGGUGUAAGUAAUCAGUACCAGUCUAAUUUAGAUAAGGUGAGGAAACAGUACCAGUCUGACUUGGAUCGGCUCAGAAACAACUACCAGUCUGAUCUAGAUAGUUUAAAGAUGCACACAGAAGCACAUGAAAAAUACACAAAAGCACAAUGUACUGCAGGCAGGAAGCAAGGACAUGGUUAUUGUGAUACAGUGUCUGAACAUGAAAAAGAAGAUGCACAGUCUGAAAAUAAUGAAGAAGCAGAUGAGACACAGUCUGUACACAAGAAAAGGACAGAAAAGAGCCAGAAAGAGGAACAAACAAGACAAAAUGACAACUUCCAGUCUACUAGAAAUGAGAAGUCGUCCAGUCAUACAAAACAAAGUGAUAAACAAUCGGGCAAUAACAAGGGAGACAACUCAGACAAGUUUACCGGUGAGAGUGACGAACCUGGCAGCUACUGGGCAGAUACAGUGUUACAUAUUAUGAACAAAACUAGGGAACAAAUUCAGGAUACAUGGGCAAAGGUGAAGAACAUGUCGGAAAGUCUGUGGGAGGAACAUCAACCCACUUUGUCUCGCCUCCAUGACUCAUUUACCAGGAGAUUUAAACAUUUGAGCAAGAAGUUCCAAGACAAACUCACAAAAAAGAUAAAUAAAUGGUUUCGUAAAAGCAAGAGGCAAUCAAGGAAAGAGAAAAAUGGCCCACAAGCAAACACCAAGAGAAGGCAGUAUAAUUCUGAUGGUGAUGUUUCGAACUCAAAUCGCACAGUUGAAGAAAGACUUGUGAAGCUUAGUCACCAAGUACAAGCCUUGAAUGCCAAGAAAUUCAAGAAAUGGAAAGAAUUUCCAAAAGUUUUGGACAUACAAAGAGAAUUUGAACAAGUGAACAUUGUGAUCAACACAGAUGAUCAACAACAAAUGCAGAAGAACAAGUUGACAGAUGGGUAUUUGGAAUGGCUAAGGUGUCAGUUCCGAUGGUGGAAAGAUGUUGAUGUUGUCACGGUAACCGACGACUGUUACUUGUCCCUUUGUUGUUGGCAGGUGAAGGUCACAGGCGGUGAUGUCAAACAGUGCAAAAGGGUCAAAAGGAAGCAGGGAAUAGUGGAAGACAGUUGCGCUUUAGAGCCAGUCAAUCAAAUGUACACAUCACAGAGUAACAAUCAGAAUAGGAGAACCAGUCCAGGGAAGAAUAAGUUCCGGAAAAGCGACCAUGUACAUCAAGGACCUUCUUCUACUCCAAAUAACAACGAAGAAAUAAUGGACCAGAAACCAGCAAGCAAUGACGAAAAGGAAGAAAACUGGUUCCUAGAAAGGGGCAAGGAAAGGGAGUAUGAUAGAGAAGAGCCGGAUAACUGGUUCUUCAGACGUAAAAACAACAAGGUGUUGCAAAAUGAAAAGACAGGCAAAGAUUAUUUUGAUGAUGAUGAUGAUGAUGUCAAUGAUGAUUAUUAUGAUGAGGACUGUGAUUAUGACUGGCACACUGGAUAUUGUAUCUAUCCCUGAUGCAUGUUCUUUCGUUUCUUUGAGUGGGGAUAGGAAAAUAAAAUUAUACAUGGGGCUGAAGGGAUCGCUUUUUGAAUUAUAGUCAUUCGGAAUACAUUUAAAAUUUGAUAAUUCAAACCACUGUACGCUUCAGUCAAAGUUACAUUCCCAAUGUCUUAUUGCAUCUGUUUAAUUCUGUAUUGUCAAAUUAUUUUGUGACUGUAAGAAUCUCGGCACUUUUGCAUGAUUGUUGUGAAUGUUUCGUCCUAUUCAUUGAUUUAUAAUUUAAGGAUCAAUUUAAAAUUUGUUACAAAAUACUCUGCAUUGCUUUAGUAAAUAAUUACCUUUUGGUUGUUUAUCAUAAGAAAAGUUUGGUUUAGACAGAUAUGAAAUUGUUAUUUCAUUUGUUGAUUUUUAUUACGACUUCCCUGUGCUUUUGUGUUAUUUUUUUAAAAAGAUCAUUUUAUAUGAUUUAAUGUUGUUAAAUGUUCAUGAAGUUUUAUAUACAGCUUAGUUUUUGCAUCAGCUUAAAGUGCUUUUUUUGUCAUACUUCAAAACAUACGUAAGUAAAAAAAAAAAUAGAGUACAUAAAUUAUUUAAACUGGUUCAACAUCUCUUUCCAGUCCAUUUUUGACAACAGCUUUUCAGCGGGAAUAAGUAGAUCUUUUCUCAACAUUUAGGUCGAUUUAUCAUAUAUUUGUUACCAAUUACUGUAGAUUUUUUUUUAUUUAAUGAUAGUGAUCUAGUGUAUAUAGAUCUAACACGCAGCUUGAAAGGGCAACUGGCACUGUAAAUUUCAGUUUCUCUUGACACAUGAAAUGAAAUGGAGUUUCGUUGUCAUUGUGGUGUACUCUUCCUGUGUGGAGGUAAUAAAGAAUUCUAUCUAUGUUGAUAAUUAUGUCAACUGAUAAAUAUACAUGUCACAUGAUCUGUCUUCUUGAGACAAAAAUGUUUGUGCCACUUAUUUACAAAAGAAAAUUGUUAAAAAAUCUUCAUGACUAUUUGGGGAAAAAAAACAAAAACAAAAAAAAAAAAACUGAUUCAAACAAUGAAGUAUUUUUAUCAAAAACUGGCAUUUUUUUGUGAAUUGAAAUUUUGUUUCCAACAGAUUACCUUCAGGUUUGUGUUAUGAAGUAAUUUAAUGUCCCAAUAAAUGACUUUUAUACAUACUUUUAUAUAUUUUCUACAGAUUUUUUUUAAUACCAGUACUAUCUUACACUGUUUAGAUAUAUACCAUCAAUAAUGUCCUUUUACUUUCUUAACAAAAAUGUUCGAAAAUUCUAUUGUUAUAUUAUGAUAACCUUUAAAUUGUGUGGUAGUAGAAAACUCCAACAUAGUGUUACUUCCCCCUUUGGGUACAGUAGACAUUACCUCCACAUAUAAAUUGGAAUGUUGUUCCAUUCAUGAAUUUGUUGUACAAAGUUUAUGCCUCAAUAGUUAAAUAAAUAUUUCUAGCAGAUUUGCUUAAAUAUGUUUAAAAUUAAGACAUGAUUUUGUGAAAGGAUUUUUUGUAAAAAAAAAAAAAAAAAUUGAAAAAUAAAUUAUCCAUAUCCAAAUCCAUAUUUGAGACAGGACUAAAGUUUGUUAAAAACCUUUAAAGAGCUACUGAUGUAUUAUAUUGUUAACUGACUUAAAACAAAAAAAAAUCAGCAGCCUUUCUUUGUAGCAAUACUCUUUCUGCUCUUAAGCCUGUUGAAAUUUGAUACACAAUAAAAUCAUUCAGUGAAUCAAGAGAUUUAUGCCAAACUAGAUCACAAUGGCAAUGUUCAGUUUUUGUCUUGUCAUUUAUUCAGUUUAUAUGUUAACAAAAAAACAGAACACAUAUUGUUAAUUUUAUUUCAUGUACAAAAAUAGAAUUGUCAUUUUCAUGCUUUGGUUUCAGAUUAUCAUUCUUCUUUUUACAAAGCUCCUAAAUAACUCUGGAAUAUUCUUGGUGCGUCAUUUCUUACAACAUCUCACAUUGAGCUGAUUAAACCAUGUGCUUUAUCAUCAUUGGUGGUGGAAUUAUCUAAUCCGCUUCGUUUAUGAAAUAGACUUGAAUGGCAUUUAUUUCUUCACAUGAUAGUGGAUUUUUGUUGUUUCGGUGCAAGAUCAAAAUAUCUUUCACCAAGUAAACAGAUGCAGUAUUUAUUCACGAGUGAAAAAUAAUUACAUUUGACAUGCAAGACAAACAUGUUAUCUUUAUUUAAUGCUUUUCUCAUGGUUUAAAUCAAAUUGUUAACAUUUUACCUGCAUAUCAUGUGAUCAAGCAACAUUACACUCUUGUCAAUACAUCACUUUGACUAUGCUGGGAAAGCUACUAUAUUUCUGUGGGAUUUAUUUCUUGUACAUUUUGUAAUGGUUAAUAUCUUUAUUUUUACCUUUUGUAAGUACUUACGCAUAGAACCACACUUUCAAUGCAAAUCUCCUGAGAAAACCAACAUAGUGGCUUUGUGACCAGCAUGGAUCCAGACCAGCCUGCGCAUCAGGCCUAUAUUUAAAAUUAUUUACAGUAAAAAUUUGUUUACAGGAUUUUCUCACUGAAACAGUUUGUUUAUCAAGUGAUUAUCUAUCCCUUCAUUUCAGUAAUCAACUGAAAAGCAUGAAAUAAGGAACUCCAAACACAUCAUCAUAAUUAUAAUGCAUAACUCUUUGUUAUCCCCCGCCGAUGAAAUCGGGAGGGGGGUAUUGAAAUGGCGUUGUCCAUCCGUCAGUCAGUCCGUCCGUCCGUCCGCAGCCAUUUCUCAGUAACUACUUGGUAGAAUUUCAUGAAACUUGAAAUAAACAUGAACCAACAUACUGCGAUGAUGCCCGUCAAGUUUUUUUUUUGAUUGGUCAAUUUCCCUCAGAGUUAUUACCCUUGAUUUAAUAAAAAAUGUCCGUCUGCAGCUAUUUCUCAGUAACUAACAGGUAGAAUUUCAUCAAAUUUGAAAUAGACAUGAACCAAGAUACUGUGCUGAUACCCGUCAAGUUUUUUUUUUUUUGAUAAGUCAAUUUCCGUCAGAGUUAUUGCCCUUGAUUUAAUGAAAAAUGUCCGUCUGCAGCCAUUUCUCAGUAACUAGCAGGUAGAAUUUCAUCAAACUUGAAACAGACAUGAACCAAGAUACUGCGACGAUGUCCUUCAAGGUUUUUUUCAAUUGGUCAAUUUUCCAUAUAGUUAUUGCCCUUUAAUUGUUUAAAAAUCCACAGAUCUGUACAUAACAAACCAACCAGUUCGAAGAAUUUCAUUAAACUUCUUUCAUUCUUUUCCACGAACAUUUAUUAUAAACAUGUGAUGUUGUGUACCUACACCCCCCCCCCCCCCCCCCCCCCAACACCAUUUUUUUUUUUUUUUUUUCAUUUUUCAUUUUCUAUCAAUAUUUAUAAUCAACAUGUAAACUGUUGUAUCCUCACCCCAGCCCCACCCAAACAAACCAUUCAUUUUCUUUUAAUUUGAUUUUGACUAAUGAAAUUAUUUGCUUCUUGGUAACAUUCUUAACUUUUUGCUGGAUAUAUUUUUUUGCCGUUCCUCAACUCUGACCCUUUGGGCGGGGGAUUCCAAUUCAUCGAAUUUGCUUGUUUUUACUAGAAUCAUUGGUUUUUGUAAUCUACCGAUAUAAUAUUUAAACUGUUUCGAUGUUUUGUAACAAGUAGAACCUCACGACAGAAAAUAAGAAUGUUAUAUGCAAGUAUCAUACACACUGCGAACGCAUGGAAACAUAAUAACCGGAUACAUCAAAACUUUUUCAGUAUUGACUACACAGUUGUGCUUGUAUUAGCCAGGUUUAACCAGCUUGUAUCUAAUAACUGUGAUUUUGUUUCAUUAUUGUUUCUUCCAUAGUCUAUCCUGUUUUCAUAAUAAAAUUAUUGAAAAUGAA
Messenger RNA from Mercenaria mercenaria, 6878 nucleotides. RefSeq names its product putative leucine-rich repeat-containing protein DDB_G0290503. The coding region runs from base 112 to 3063 and encodes 983 amino acids. Lineage: Eukaryota; Metazoa; Mollusca; Bivalvia; Venerida; Veneridae. The record is from RefSeq and is a predicted model, not a curated record. The transcript is spliced from 17 exons.